Neltuma alba is the source of this 1725-nucleotide messenger RNA. Its product is annotated as T-complex protein 1 subunit gamma-like. NCBI's taxonomy places the organism in Eukaryota, Viridiplantae, Streptophyta, Magnoliopsida, Fabales, Fabaceae. The record is from RefSeq and is a predicted model, not a curated record. Gene Ontology annotation, biological process: protein folding. Gene Ontology annotation, molecular function: ATP-dependent protein folding chaperone; ATP hydrolysis activity; ATP binding.
AUUUUGGCGGAACAGAAGCCUCUUUGCUGCUCAACUGGAGGCAUUUCGCUUUUACAUUCUCUGAUCAGCCCUAGCUCGCCCUCCUGCCUCUGGGAUCUCAACCACCCUACUCCGGUCACCGCGCCACCGUCCAUUCUCUGACCAGCAUCAGUUGGUGAGCAGCGUGCACCUCAAGUCACCAAGGAGCUUCUUUAGUGCUUCAGGGUUUAGUUUUGCGUCGGCGAGUUGCCAGCAGUAUCUCAUAUCUGAGAAAUCAUGCACGCCCCGGUUCUAGUGCUCAAGGACUCUUUGAAACGGGAGUCUGGAAGCAAGGUGCAACAUGCUAAUAUUCAGGCAUCGAAGGCUGUUGCUGACAUAAUUCGUACAACCUUGGGACCCAGGUCCAUGUUAAAAAUGCUACUUGAUGCCAGUGGAGGAAUUGUGGUGACAAAUGAUGGAAAUGCUAUCUUGCGUGAAUUAGAUCUUGCUCACCCAGCUGCUAAGUCUAUGAUUGAGUUAAGUCGCACCCAAGAUGAAGAAGUAGGAGAUGGAACAACAUCUGUCAUCAUUCUUGCUGGCGAGAUGCUCCAUGUCGCUGAAGCAUUCAUUGACAAAAAUUAUCAUCCUACAGUCAUUUGCCGAGCUUAUAACAGAGCUCUCGAGGAUGCUAUUGCUGUGCUUGACAAAAUUGCCAUGCCCAUUGAUACCAAGGAUCGAGGUACAGUGCUUGGCCUAGUGAAGAGCUGCAUAGGUACCAAAUUCACUAGUCAAUUUGGAGAUUUAAUUGCUGAUUUAGCCAUUGAUGCUACCACAACAGUAGGUGUUGAUCUUGGCCAAGGUUUGAGAGAUGUGGAUAUAAAAAAUUAUAUUAAAGUUGAAAAGGUCCCUGGCGGGCAGCUGGAGGAUUCUAGAGUUCUUAAGGGAGUCAUGAUAAACAAAGAUGUGGUUGCCCCUGGCAAAAUGAGGAGAAAGAUUGUUAACCCGCGAAUCAUCCUUUUGGAUUGCCCCCUUGAGUAAAAGGGUGAAAACCAAACAAAUGCUGAGCUGCUCAGGGAAGAAGACUGGAACAUCUUGUUGAAGAUGGAAGAAGAAUACAUCGAGGAGAUGUGCAUGCAGAUAUUGAAGUUUAAACCAGACUUGGUUGUUACGGAGAAGGGACUUAGUGAUUUGGCAUGUCAUUAUCUGAGUAAGCAUGGAGUCAGCGCAAUCAGGAGGCUGAGGAAAACUGAUAAUAAUAGAAUUGCAAAGGCAUGCGGUGCUGUUAUUGUGAACAGACCAGAUGAAUUGCAGGAGUCUGAUGUUGGGACUGGUGCUGGGUUAUUUGAAGUUAAGAAAAUUGGAGAUGAGUUUUUCGCAUUUAUUGUUGAUUGCAAAGACCCUAAAGCUUGUACUGUACUUUUAAGGGGUGCCAGUAAGGAUCUCUUAAAUGAAGUUGAAAGAAACCUCCAGGAUGCUAUGUCUGUUGCAAGGAACAUUAUAAAAAAUCCAAAGCUUGUUCCUGGAGGUGGGGCUACGGAGUUGACUGUAUCAGCAGCUUUGAAGCAGAAGAGUUCAUCCAUCGAGGGCAUAGAGAAGUGGCCUUAUGAAGCUGCUGCCAUUGCGUUUGAGGCCAUACCCCGUACUCUAGCACAAAAUUGUGGGGUAAAUGUGAUUCGGACCAUGACUGCACUGCAAGGAAAACAUGCAAAUGGAGAGAAUGCAUGGAUUGGCAUUGAUGGAAAUACUGGUGCCAUCGCUGACAUGAAA